Molecule: messenger RNA, 522 nt
Organism: Gongylonema pulchrum
Lineage: Eukaryota; Metazoa; Nematoda; Chromadorea; Rhabditida; Gongylonematidae
Source: the annotation of a GenBank genome assembly
AUGAAUCUUCGAGAAUUCUCUUCGGAAAAUGAGAAAUUUAUGGAAAGCCUGUCAAAAGGAGAUCGACAGGAAAAAGAUUAUAUUAGAAUCCUAGGAAUUGAUAGGGAUCGUCGCGGAGAUCUGAUUGUGUUGCGAACUUGCGAACUGCCUAUGGCUGGAGCAACCGAGAGAGCAAUUCUGAGUGCCAUUGCUUCGAUUUAUGAUCCAUGUGGGUGGAUGUCUCCGAUUACGUUGCCAAUAAAACACUUUUUGCAAGAACUUUGGGCUAGCGGGACAGAUUGGAAUCAAACACUGAAUGAAGAGCAAGAGAGACAGUGGGCUCUCAUUGCAAAUGAGCGGAAACUGUUAAACAGAAUAACAACGAGAACACUUCCUGCGUUUGUCGAUGAAGCAUAUGCUGUGGUUGUCUAUGUGACUGGGACACAAGGAGGGCAGAUUAUUUUCGCUAAAAACAGAAUCGCACCGCUGAAAUCGUUGACUAUUAGGUUGCAGCCUCCAGGUCAGUCCUGGAGGGGCAGAUGA